AUGGGUGGUGGUACUGUCGAAGAUGAAGAGGAAUCUUUUUGGUACCCUAAAUUUGCAAGAUCAUCUUCUCCUAUUUAUUUCAGUGAUGAUGUGGUUUCUGUAGAUAAUAUUUCCAAUUUACCGAAUCAUGCGGAUGAUUUGAGAAGAAGAGAGAAAGCUUAUCAAGAGAUUCUUCAAAGCCAAAUUCUGUUGCAGGAGAAACUGAGAAACAACAGCAAACUGAAACUGAAACUCGCUAGACGACAAAUUUUAAGCUACACUCCUGGAUCAUUUGCUGAUGUCAAUUUGGGCGAUUACGAUAUUCCAAAGACGACAUCGAUCAUCGUAGUUGGCCCGAAAGGGGCAGGAAAGAGUAGUCUUGUUAAUCGAAUUACAAGAGUGAUCGAAGACGACGAGUUUGCUCCGGCUAGAGCUCAAGAAUCAUAUGGUACGUUGUCGAAAGGAGGCACGUUCUUUGUUCAAGAAUAUAUGAUUCCAAGAAGAGGUUCUGCUUCGUUUUGCCUAUAUGACACGCGUGGCUUGAGCCAAAUGUCAUGUGAUAGCACUAGUAAAAUUGAGCAGUGGAUUACAAAAGGUGUUCAUCACGGCGAACCUGUGAUCUGGACAUCCGAUAGCUCCGGUUUAAGAGAUAGACUGAUCAGAGAUGGUUGUGCCGGUGGCUGCGAGAAAAGGAAAGUUAAUUCGGUUAUCUUUGUUGUUAACGCGGUCGAGAUCUUGAAAUCGAUGGAAACGAUGGAGAAUGAAGUGAGCUAUGCUCAUAUGAUCUUCACAGCCUUUAACUGUCCUGUACUAUCAUUUAAAGAUGACAAACCAGCAGUAGUUAUGACUCAUGGAGAUAUACUUUUACCGGAGGAACGUGCCCGAGCAAGGGUUUUCCUUGGAGAACUUCUUGGAAUCCCACCUGACAAACAGAUAUUCGACAUUCCAGAUAGCCGGGAUGCAGCCACGGAGCUCACAGUCUGCAACUUGCUACGCCAUAGUCUUGAACACGCUGAUAAGAAUCUUCGGUUUCUUCCUAAAAGAAACUUUACCAUAUCCAAGGUGGGAGGAGGCAUCAUAAAUAAGAGAAUGUUACUCAUGUUAUCAACUGCUUUGACUCUAUUCCUGGCCUUGGUAAUAAUCUGCUUUGUUAAUGAAUACGGCGCCCAAAACGUAGCGGAUGAGGCUCAUCACAAACUGCAUGAGGCUCCACGGAUAUACAACCUCACGCAUGAGGCCCAGACCAAGCGUACGAUUGGGCCUCCGGACAUCGAAGGACCAAGCCAUGCCAGUGCUCUAAAUCCUGAGUCUGAGUCUGAAGGUGAGCCUAGCAUUGAUUGGCGUACAACUCGACGCUUGUGGUUCCAUGAGGAGAAAGUAGCCGAGGCCAAACCUAGCGUUGAUUGGCGAACCACUCGACGCUUGUGGUAUGUUGAGUAA
Molecule: messenger RNA, 1419 nt
Organism: Microthlaspi erraticum
Lineage: Eukaryota; Viridiplantae; Streptophyta; Magnoliopsida; Brassicales; Brassicaceae
Source: the annotation of a GenBank genome assembly